Phragmites australis (common reed) is the source of this 1337-nucleotide messenger RNA. RefSeq lists its product as uncharacterized. The record is from RefSeq and is a predicted model, not a curated record. NCBI's taxonomy places the organism in Eukaryota, Viridiplantae, Streptophyta, Magnoliopsida, Poales, Poaceae. The coding region runs from base 139 to 975 and encodes 278 amino acids. The transcript has a single exon.
AAACCUUCUGGAAGCCCUGCCCCACCGCGCCAUGACGACCAUUCAAGCACCCGCGCCACCUUUAUAAACGCCGGCCGGCUUCUUAUCCCCCGCCGCUGCCGAUCGAUUCUCCCCGCGCCACAAAAAGAACUCGUAACCAUGGAGGAGAGAACCCUCCAAACCAACCAACAGGAAGGCCCCACCACCUCCAUAGAGGCGCCCUCGCCGCCGCAAGUGCCCUUCUCCGACGACGCCCCCGCGCUUUACUCGGGGGACGAGACCGACGAGGGGGAGCUCGAGUUCGAGUUCGAGUUCCCGUUCGUCAGCAGGGACUCCCCAGCGGGCACCGCCGCCCCGGCCGACGAGCUGUUCGCCGAUGGGCGCAUCAGGCCGUUCUACCCGGUGUUCAGACGCGGCGCUGUCCAUGGCCGCGACGGCACGGGAGAGUCCGCUCCGGGGGCGCCGCGGAUAAGGGGACAACUGGGACGGCUCUUCCUCGAGGAGUCGCGCGCGCGCAGCUCGUCGACGUCCACGGCGUCGGAAGAUGGCGAGGACGGCCUGGAGGGGGCGCCGCCGGAGAGCUACUGCCUGUGGACGCCCGGCUCCGUCUCCUCCGCGCCGGCGUCGGCGUCGUCCUCCCCACGGCCGCCCAGGAAGAGCGGCUCCACGGGGUCCAUGGCGCGGUGGCGCCGAAUUAGCGAGCUCGUCGUCGGCCGCAGCCACAGCGACGGCAAGGAGAAGUUCCUGUUCCUCCCCACGCCGCCCCACGAGGCGCCCAGGCCCAAGAACAAGCCGAAGCCAGCGUGCGGCAGGAAGGCUUCCUCCUCCGCGGCCUCAGAGGUCGACACGGUGACCGCCGCCCGCCGGAUCGCAUACAUCGCGAAGGGCGGCGGCGGCGGCACGCCGCGGCGCACGUUCUUGCCGUACCGGGAGGAGCUCGUGGGCUUCUUCGCCAACGUGAACGGCAUCAGCCGGAGCCACCACCACCCGUUCUGACUCCCGAGGCGCGUGCAAAUUAAUCAGCUAUCCUAAUUUGAAAUUUGAUGCUUGCAUUUGCGAUCAAAUUCUACUCGUGUGUGGUUAGCGCUUCAUUGGGUAGGGUAAUGACGAGCUUAGUGAUUGAUUAAGCUCGCGAUGCAGAAUGAGUAGGACAGUGUGGAGCUGGGAGAUGCGGCGUGGCCUUCUUCAUGACCUUGUUCAGCUAGCUAAGUGUACAGUAUAUUGUGCUACGUGGCGAGCGCAAAGCAUCUAUUUGUGUUUUAGAGUUACUCAAAAAUAAACGUACUCAUAUUUCUGGGUAAUCAAUAAAGCACUCUCUUUUCGCAAAAAAAUAUCAUCCAGAAGUGGUUUUCGUGCAA